AUGGUUGUGAUGGCUAACAACACAAGUAAUGUGCCUGAAGUGUCUCAGUUUAAUGCCAAUAUUGAUGAUCCUAAUGACAACUUAUUUGACUUGGAGCCAACGUUGCAUAUGUGUUUUCAGAAAAUGGAAGAAGCAAAAAAAUUUUACACAAACUACGCCACUAGAUGUGGAUUUGCUGUGCGGACAAGAACUUCUAAAAAAGAUAACAACAACAAUGUGUACUGCUUGAGAUUAGUUUGCUCAAGGGAAAGGAAAUAUGUGUCUUUCAUCAAACCCGAGAAAAGCAUGCAAGCUAAACACACCUUGGAGGUGAACGAUGAUGCAGGAGUUCGGAUUAAUAAGAGUUUCCUUAGCAUCGUGACCGAUGCAAGUGGAUUUGAAAACAUGGACUUCGUCGAGCGAGAUGCGCGAAACUACAUUGGCCAACACAGAAUAUCUUUAUGUAAGGAUGGUGAUGGUCAGGCCCUCCUACGACACUUUUCAUCAAUGAAAGAUUUAAAUAACGAGUUCUUCUAUGACAUUGCAUUGGACGAAGGGAAUAAAUUUUGUAGUGUCUUUUGGGCAGAUGCAAGAAGUCGAGCAGCAUGCGAAGAAUUUGGUGAUGUGGUGUCUUUCGACACCACGUACUUAACAAAUAAGUAUGACAUGACAUUUGCGCCUUUUGUCGGAGUUAACCAUUAUGGACACUCCAUUUUACUUGGUUGUGGAUUGCUGUCGUCGGAAGAAACUGCCUCAUUUGUAUGGUUGUUCCAAUCUUGGCUUAGAUGCAUGGGUAAUAAGGCUCCUGAUGGGAUUAUAACUGACCAAUGUAAGGGAUUAUAA
Vigna angularis (adzuki bean) is the source of this 822-nucleotide messenger RNA. Its product is annotated as protein FAR-RED IMPAIRED RESPONSE 1-like. The coding region runs from base 1 to 822 and encodes 273 amino acids. The transcript is spliced from 2 exons. NCBI's taxonomy places the organism in Eukaryota, Viridiplantae, Streptophyta, Magnoliopsida, Fabales, Fabaceae. The record is from RefSeq and is a predicted model, not a curated record.